AUGCGUUUCUCAACCUUAGCUCUGGCAGCCUUCGCCGCCACUCCAGCUUCAGCAGAAACACUUUACAGUGUCCUUGUCUUCACCAGACAUGGCGACCGCACCGCCAAAUUCUACAAAGGCUACCACAUGACCAAUUUGGGAGCCACACAGAUCUACGACUCAGGAACAUACCAUCGACAACGCUAUGUGGAAGAAGGAGCCUCCCAUCAGAUCUUGAAUAUCUCGGCCGACGCCGCGGUGACCAGUCAACUAUGGGCGUCGGCACCAGAUCAAGGCAUUCUAUUCCAAACAGCAACCAACUUCCUGCAAGGCUUGUAUCCACCGCUGAACACGCUGAAUACGCAACUCGCAACGGAAACCCUGACCAACGGGACGGACACCACUGACCCCCUGAACGGAUACCAAUUCAUCCUAAUCCACGGUGAGGACACCAUGACUCCGGACACGAUCUGGAUCAAGGGUGACGACCAAUGCCCCACCUACGACGAGGCAUACGAUUCAUACGCCGACAGUGCCGAAUACAAAUUGACCUUCGACGAAACGGCACCCUUCUACUCGAGAUUCGUCCCCUUGCUAGGCGACAUCAUGGGGCCAGAGAACGUCACGUACGCGCACGCCUACGACGUCUUCGACCUUCUCAACGUCGGCUCAAUCCAUAAUGCCAGCGUUGCCGAAGUUCUGUCCCCUUCCGACCUCGACCAGUUGAGGUAUCUAGCCGACCAAUGGGAAUGGAACCACAACUUCAACGCGACCCAGCCAGACCGCAGUAUCGGCGGCAUGACGCUCGCAGGCGGUAUCUUACGCCAACUCGCCGACGUCGUCGACAGCCAGGCACAAGUCAAAUUCUCCCUGAUGGCAGGCAGCUACGAUACGCAGAUGGCGUUCUACGGCCUAACGAAUCUGACAACUGCGAGUGAUGAUUUCUAUGGCCUACCCAAUUAUGCCAGCAGCAUUGCGUUUGAGCUGUUCAGCGAGGAAGACGACAGAAUCGCGUUCCCGGAAAAUCCCGAAUUGGACCUACGUGUGCGCUUCCUCUUCAAGAACGGCACCGAAGACGCAGAGUUGACGGCGUUUCCUCUCUUCGGACGCGAGGAGCUGACCAUGUCUUACGGGGACUUUGUCAAUGAACUAGGAAAUCGUGCCAUCAUCGAAGUCGACGAAUGGUGCAUUCGAUGCGAGUCUGAUGCCGAGUUCUGCUAUGCCGCACGACAUGGUGAUGACACCGGCGGCGAUAGCAGCACUACAAGUCCAUCUUCGACCGAAGACGACAGCGAUUCCGGCCUCUCCAAUGCAGCGGCCGGCGGAAUCGGCGCAGGCGUAACUCUCGGCGUCGUGGCCAACGUCGUUGCAUUGGCCUGGCUUCUGUCCCGACGCAAGAAGACGGCUCAUCAAACUCUUCCCGUCGUAGCACCAGUACCGGUGUCUGAGAAGAAGACCAGCUCGACUAGCAGCAAGUCUGACGUGUCCGUUUAG
Molecule: messenger RNA, 1473 nt
Organism: Rhinocladiella mackenziei CBS 650.93
Lineage: Eukaryota; Fungi; Ascomycota; Eurotiomycetes; Chaetothyriales; Herpotrichiellaceae
Exons: 2
Coding region: 1-1473 (490 amino acids)
Biological process (GO): dephosphorylation
Molecular function (GO): phosphatase activity
Source: RefSeq, a predicted model, not a curated record